Diabrotica balteata is the source of this 240-nucleotide messenger RNA. Lineage: Eukaryota; Metazoa; Arthropoda; Insecta; Coleoptera; Chrysomelidae. The record is from the annotation of a GenBank genome assembly.
AUGCAAAAAAAUAUGCUUCUGCCAAAGCCCCCAGAUCAAAGUGUGUACUAUUUAAGACAGUUAAACUGCUUUAAUCUGACGAUAGUUUCUGGAUGUUCUACUGGAAUCGAAACUUUACGCAAAGAAAAUGUAUCAAUUUACUCUUGGGACGAAUACGAAAUGAAAAAGUCUUUGAAUGAGAUAGCCUCUGCAGUAUUCAAAGAACUUAAGUGCAGAUCUAAAUCUGGUUACUUUGAAUAA